This is a messenger RNA of Paramisgurnus dabryanus, 4000 nucleotides long. It is a transcript of the gene niban1b, whose product is annotated as niban apoptosis regulator 1b. The record is from RefSeq and is a predicted model, not a curated record. Lineage: Eukaryota; Metazoa; Chordata; Actinopteri; Cypriniformes; Cobitidae.
AGUCAUUUGCGCUCGUCAUUAUCUGACAGUCAAAACAGUCGCAUCGCUUCAGGACCGGAUCAGACUAACGGGAAAACGCAUCCGCCCGGGAUCACUGUGACAAACUAUUCGCUACAAUGGGAGCGUCUUCAUCCAGCCUUUUGGACGAGAGUAGAAUAAGCUACGUUAGAGGUCGAACAGAAGCUGAGCUGAUGAACUUCAGUCCUCAUUACAAAAGACAGAGUUACGUUGCAUACUUUUCUCAUCUAAAGGAUGAGGUGGAGCAGCAGAGAGCGGGUCAGGCUCAGUUGCUCAAACAGAAGGAGCCUCCACAGGCCUCAGAGGUCCUAUAUAAAGACAGCAUGCUUUACUUUGAUGACAACAGGAAGUGGAAGGAGAGAUUUGUUGUGGUCCGUGCCGACUAUAGCCUGGAGCUACACGAUAGCCAGGAGAGCUUCGCAAAGGGAAAAGCUGCACCCCAAAAAAUCCUGACAACAGGGGGCACUGUACUGACUUCAGAAGAGAAAUAUACUGCCAUCAUAGACAAGGAUUUUCCUGAUCCCAAUGGUUCUAAGGAUGACUCAUCUGCUCCUUUGGUGGUGGUUCCUGGCCCUCUUCCCGUGUACCUGAGACUUCCUUACAGACGAGACUCAUACUUUUGCUUCCAGCAAGAGGAAAAGAGAGCACGCUUUGUCUCAAUCUUGAAUGACUGCAUUCGCUAUCAGAACCAAGAUUAUCUGAGGAGUAGUGCAUGUGAGGUACAGGCUUUCCUAAAGGCCAUUCACUUCUACAGGCAGGAGAAAGGACACUAUGAGUCAUGGGAUAUGCUGGUGGGCACCGACUAUCAGGUGCUUGCUAACCUGGUGAUGGAGGAGCUGCUGCCCUCUUUGCAGACUGAGCUGUUGCCCAAGCUAAAAGGGAAGAAGGCGGAGAGGAAGAGGGUGUGGUUUGUGACAGUAAAAGCGACUUAUGAGAUUGUGCAGGAACAGCUGCGAGAGGGACUAGAGAGUUUAAAAAAUGAAUGCAGAGAUGCUACAAGACAACAAGAGGCGCUCAUCCGCUCAGACAUGGACCAGAUCAUCAACUCACAGACAUUCCUAGAAACUAAACUGCAAGCUUUGGUAUCAGAGCCUGCCAUGAAAUACUGUUCAGAGAGUGUAGCCCCAUACCUGGCUUCAAUCCUGGAGGAGCUGAUGGGUCCAAUCAGUACAGGCUUCCAGGCCGCCAGGUUACUACUGGAGGAUGAGCUGACCCGAGUCUGCAAGGACUUCCCUCAGGGUGGAUUCACAGAGGAGCUUCAGAAAGCUCUGCAGCAAGUCGGGCGUGACCGGCUGGAGGACUGUUACCAGCACGUGAACGUCCUGAAAGAGCAGCUCCAGGAACUUCGCAACCGCUUCAAGUUCUCCAACACAACACGGGUCGUCCACUCCACCCAGACCCAAAUGCAGCAGCUGAUGGAGAAUGGAGUGUUCACAUUUGAACAGCUGCUUGAAUCUGGAUUAAAGGAUAAACCUGACAAACAGGCCUCACUCAUGGAGAAAGCGAAGCUACGUGUUCUCAAGCAAUUCGACUAUGACAGCAGCACUGUAAGGAAGAAGAUUUUUCAGGAGGCCCUUGUUGAUAUCACUCUGCCUGCCAUCAGGAGAAAUCUGGCCCCUGGCUGCAAAACUGAGCUUCAGAAAUUUGAACAGUUCAUCUUUGCCGAUUACACAAACUUUGUUCAAGUGGAGAAUGUCUAUGAGAACAUAUUACUCAACAUUCUGAAUAAUGAAGUUAACAAAGUGGUAAAAGAGGCGGCCAGUCUGAAGAAGAACAACCUGUUUGGUGACAGCACUGACCUGCAGUGUGUAAGUCAAAGCAGCCUGGCUGAUAGCCGGACUCCGCCCCUCUCCGCCCCAUCCAGCCCACCAGUACCGCUGGCUUCUGCAGAACAGAAGCCCACCACAUCAUUUGAAGGAACUAUCAAUCAGAAAUCUGAGCCUUUAGUCAUACCUACAGUCACAAUUACGGUGUCUUCACCAGAAUCUGUGGAACCACCAUUAGGUGUUGCUGAAACAAGUCAAUCAGAUCCAUCAGCAUCACCUCCUAUUCCAGAGCCGUCAUCAUCUCCUGAUUCCAAAGCAGUCACAUCUGACAUCUCGAUGUCAGAGACUAAAACAGAAACUACCACAAUUGAUGCUCCUACAGCAGCUAUUGAUGUUUCUUCAACCAAACCUGAAACCGAUUCAUCAUCUACUACAGGACCAGAGGAACUCCCUUCUGAAGUAAAAGAUGCUGAUACAGAUCAAACCUUGCCUGACAAAAAGGAACCUUCUGCUGAUAGUUCCUCUGUGACUUCUGACCAAGCAGUCGGACACAACUCAACACCCGAACCCAACGCAGAAAGUCCUGUUCCUCCUGCUCAGUCAGAUAUGGAGGUUUCCCCGUGUGUUAUUGUUAAAGCAGAUGACGAAAGCAAAGAUGUAACUCCCCCUGAAAUCGAAAAUGUAUGUGUACAACCUGACGAAGUUUCUGCAAACAUUGAUGUCGAAGUUCACCCAGUCCUAUGUGUUAAAGACACUGACGUAACGAUGGCACUAAACACCAGCGCUUGCAAUGAGAAGAUUGUGGAGAACAAGGCCUGUGAAGCAGCGCCCUCUAUUGAUGAGAAGAAAAUUGUCGAGGAAGACAUCACUAGAACAGACGUUUCUCCUGUACUGGACUCUGUUCCUGAUAGUCCAGUAGAGGACGCUGUUGCUUUAACAUCAAGCGACACGGUACCAGAAGAGGUCUCCAUUGACGAUAGUGUGAACGCUAUCAGAAAUCUGAUCAUGGAGGUCAUUGAAAUAGAGGACGAAGUGAGACCCUGUGUUGAAAAUUAGCCUUAAAAUGUCGAAUGAAAAUUAUAACGGCUAUGACUGUGCCCCCUAAAUAACCUAACAAGACUAUCAUGUGUCAUUGUAUAAUAUGUUUUUUACUUGCAGCUGUAUUUUAAUUGUUUUUUAAGAAUAAUCUUAUUAUUGGACUACACCAUUUGGCAUGAAAUUAUUUUAUUAAAAUAGCUUUAAAACCAAGUGCCUAUUUAUAUAGCCCUUUAAACUGCAUUUUGUAUCAUAUGAAGUUUUUAAGCAGUUCUUUUAUAUUUGUGCUCCUAAAAGAAAAACAUGAACUGAAUGAGAAACAUUAGAAAAUCUACAUUUUUAAAAAUACUACAUUAUGAGGUACAGAUUUUUUUGCAGUCUAAAUUUUUUUAAAAACUGGCCUGUACAGAUUUUAUUGUCAGGAGAAUAGGCUAUGUAGAAUAGGGUGGUCCAUAUAAUGGGUCAAUUUUUUUUAAAUGUUCAACCCCCCCAAUGUGUUAGGAUAUCAAUAAAACACACUGUGCAAAAUUUUGAAUUGUUCCCACAAUAUCUAGAGGUUGCUCAAAGCCUUUGAAUAUUUCCGAAAUCACAAUUUUUGCAAAAACUGUACCAUUUAAAAACGCACAACACACAACUUGCUCCUUGGAGUAACUUUGUUCAAGUUAUUUCAGUCUCUUCUGAUCCGAGUAACCAUAUAGCGGACUUGCUUCGUGUCGCUUCAGCCACUGUCUCAGUGUAUAUUGUCUACUGUGCUUCAUUCACAUUGAAGCUUUCUUGCUUUGAAAGACAUAUCACAACUAAAACAGUAGUAUUAAUUGCAUGGAGCAUGGUCAACUAAGUCCAUUGCUGCCAUAACUAUAUAUAUUAUUAAACAAUUAUACAUGCUAGCACAAAGUAUCACAUAAUACGCAAAUGUGUUAAACUUCAAAGGUCUUGAGCAACCUCUAAAUAUUAAUUGAUAUUGAAAAAAAAUUGCCAAUUUUUUUUUAUUAAUUUAUUCAAACAUAUUGGUGGGGUGAGAACAUGAACCUUUAAAAGUUUAAAAAUAAGGACCACCCUAAUGUAGAAGAGCUAAACAAUUAUUUUGUACUGUGCUGUAUUUACUGAUCAGUUGAAAGUGGUACACUUUUGUAGAUACAGGCAUUUAUUAUUGAGAGAAAAUAAAUUGACACAAAACUUUA